Messenger RNA from Dunckerocampus dactyliophorus (ringed pipefish), 6174 nucleotides. RefSeq names its product sodium/calcium exchanger 1-like. The transcript has 17 exons. Gene Ontology annotation, molecular function: calcium:sodium antiporter activity. Gene Ontology annotation, biological process: sodium ion transmembrane transport; cell communication; calcium ion import across plasma membrane. Gene Ontology annotation, cellular component: postsynapse; sarcolemma; axon. Lineage: Eukaryota; Metazoa; Chordata; Actinopteri; Syngnathiformes; Syngnathidae. Bases 229 to 3051 code for a protein of 940 amino acids. The record is from RefSeq and is a predicted model, not a curated record.
GUCUCUUUAGGAGGAGGAGAGGAGGCGCAUCGCAUUGAGCCGCUCAAUGGGCCACGGAAGGGAGGGAUGAGCACACGCGGGGAGGAUGAGCCACUGACUGAAUGAACCAAACGAACCGGGUUAGCUGUGCGACUACGGUUCUGACUUCGCCCUGAGUGGACCUGAGGCAUCUUCCUGUUGAGUUCAGUUGGCAGACGAGCUGCACCAACAGAACUGGCUCCUGCAGCCAUGUCCAAGCCUCCUUCCUAUCUCAUCCCCUUCUCCCCCGUCCUCUUCUUUGCCUCCUUAGUUUUUCUCUUAUCCUGCUCUGGAUCUGUCCAUGCACAUUCACCUCAGAACUGCUCGGCUGGGGGGGACCCGUGUCAAGAUGGCGUGCUGCUACCUGUAUGGAACCCCCAGAACCCAUCGGUGGGUGACAAAGUGGCACGGGCCAUUGUUUACUUUGUCGCGCUUGUCUAUAUGUUCCUGGGCAUGAGCAUCAUAGCGGACAGAUUUAUGUCCUCCAUAGAGGUUAUAACGUCCCAGGAGAAAGAGAUAACCAUAAAGAGAUCCAACGGCGAGACCACCACCGCCACUGUCAGGAUCUGGAACGAGACGGUUUCCAAUCUUACCCUCAUGGCCCUGGGUUCAAGUGCCCCUGAGAUUCUACUGUCCGUCAUUGAAGUGUGCGGUCACGGCUUCACGGCGGGUGCCCUGGGCCCGAGCACCAUUGUGGGCAGCGCCGCCUUCAACAUGUUUGUCAUCAUUGCGCUCUGUGUCUACGUGGUGCCCGACGGCGAGACGCGCAAGAUCAAACACCUGCGGGUGUUUUUUGUCACGGCUGCCUGGAGCGUCUUUGCCUACAUUUGGCUGUACCUCAUUCUCAGCGUCUUCUCCCCCGGUGAAGUGGAUGUAUGGGAGGCUGUGCUGACCUUCCUCUUCUUCCCCCUGUGCGUGGUCCAAGCUUGGGUGGCUGACCGUCGCCUCCUCUUCUACAAGUAUGCCCGCAAGCGUUACCGCACAGACAAGCACCGAGGUGUCAUUAUUGAGACGGAAGCGGGGCCGGAUGGAGGCGGGAGCGGCGCGCUGGGCCCGGGCGGCUUCACCAAGAUGGACAUGCUUGAGCUGGAUGGCCAGAUGGCACUCAACUGCCACGGCGGCAUGGACGGCAGCAUGAUGGAAGAUGGAGGGGGCAAGGACGAGGAGGACGAGGCCCGGCGGGACAUGGCGAGGACGCUGAAGGACCUUAAGCAGCGGCACCCGGAUAAAGACAUGGAGCAGCUCAUUGAGAUGGCCAAUUAUCAGGUUCUGAUGCAGCAGCAGAAGAGCCGUGCAUUCUACCGUAUCCAAGCAACCAGGAUGAUGAUAGGCGCCGGCAACAUCCUCAAGAAGCAUGCCGCUGACCAGGCUCGCAAGGUGGUGAGCAGCCAUGAGACUCAAGCCCAAGAGGAUGACCCACACACGGUCAGGCUGGAUUUCGAGCCCGCUUUGUACCAGUGCUUCGAGAACUGCGGCUCCCUCAAGCUGACCGUCUCCAGACAUGGAGGAGACGCUGGAGUCACCGUCAAGGUGGAUUAUCGCACCGAGGAUGGCACUGCCAACGCUGGCUCGGAUUACGAGUUUGCAGAGGGAACGCUUUUGUUCAAGCCGGGCGAGACUCUCAAAGAGAUCACAGUGGGGGUGAUUGAUGAUGACAUCUUUGAGGAGGACGAGUACUUCUACGUGCACCUGAGCAACCCCAGAGUGGUGGGCUACCCCGAGAUCAACACCUCCCCUCUGGAUGCGAGCUCCACCCCCAAAGCUGUGCUGGGUGACAACCACACAGCCACCGUGACCAUUUACGAUGACGACCAUGCUGGUAUCUUCACCUUCGAGACGGCCAGUCAGCGAGUGAGUGAGAGCGUGGGUGUGAUGGAGGUGAAGGUACUGCGGACAUCUGGGGCCCGGGGCCUGGUGGCCGUCCCUUACCGGACGCUGGAUGGCACCGCUAGAGGGGGCGAGGACUACGAGCUGGCAGCGGGCAAGCUGGAGUUCCAAAACGACGAGACCAUGAAGAUCAUCGAGGUGAAGAUUAUUGAUGACGAGGAGUAUGAGAAGAACAAAGCCUUCACCAUCGAGCUGGGCGAGCCCGUCCUCUUGGAGAUCGGGCAGAAACACGGAGACUCCAAUGAAAACAAACCUGUGGUGGGAGCGGAGGAGGAGGAGGUCGCCAAAAUGGGCUGUCCCAGUCUGGGCGAGCACACACAACUGGAGGUCAUCAUUGAGGAGUCUUACGAGUUUAAGAGAGCAGUCGAUGUGCUUAUGGAGCGUAAAAGAAAGAGUACAGUGGACAAGUUGAUCAAGAAGACAAAUCUGGCCUUGGUUGUGGGCAGCAGCAGCUGGAGGGAGCAGUUUGUCAGUGCAGUGACUGUCAGUGCAGGAGACGACGACGAUGAAGAGAGCGGCGAGGAGCGCCUCCCGUCGUGCUUCGACUACAUCAUGCACUUCCUCACCGUCUUCUGGAAGGUUCUGUUUGCCUUUGUGCCGCCCACCGAGUACUGGAAUGGCUGGGCCUGCUUCUUUGUCUCCAUCUCGCUCAUCGGCGUCCUGACGGCGAUCACCGGGGACCUGGCAUCGCACUUUGGCUGCACGGUGGGACUGAAGGACUCGGUGACGGCCGUGGUGUUUGUGGCGCUGGGCACAUCCGUACCAGACACAUUUGCCAGCAAGGUGGCUGCCAUCCAGGACCAGUAUGCCGACGCCUCCAUCGGCAACGUGACGGGUUCCAACGCCGUUAACGUCUUCCUCGGCAUUGGCGUUGCCUGGACCAUCGCCGCUGUGGCCUGGCGUACCCGUGGCCACCCCUUCCGGGUGGACCCAGGCAGCCUGGCCUUCUCUGUCACUCUCUUCACCAUCUUGGCGUCGGUGUGCGUGGUCACACUGCUGUACCGGCGGCGGCCAGCGGUAGCCGGUGGAGAGCUGGGCGGCCCGCGGACUUGCAAGCUGUUGACGUCACUUUUCUUUGUGUCACUGUGGCUCGUCUACAUUCUGCUGGCCUCGUUGGAGGCCUACUGCCAUCUUCCGAGCUUCUAGAUGGACACGGGAAGACAGGAGAGGAUGAUCAAACUGAUUGUGCCAAGAUAGUGGACAAAGAAGUUGCUUCAGUGACGUGCGGUAAGGCUCACGCCUGGUGAGGCACUCCUUUGGAGUCAGAUUUACAGUUACAUCCGCUUCAGGUGCGGCAGAUUACCGUCUUCUUCAUUAUGUGACUUUUCUCUGCAGUUUAUUGUCCGAUCUGCAAGAAUAGUGAAGUCACACUCUUACAUUGUUGAUACUAAACAGGCUGCAGAAAGUUAAUCUUUCUGCAGACAUUGGCGACUGUCCUGUAUUUCAUCAGGAAAUGUGCAAUGUUCAAAAUGAUUGGCAUAAUACCUAAAAUCAAUUUUUAACACAAAUCAGUGGACAAAAUUGAUAUUUAUUUUUAGGUUUUUUAUUUUUCAUGAUGAUGCCUCCCCUGACGGCACGUCACUGAGUUGCAUGCACCAUCAGGCAACCAAACGUUGAAGUACAAAAAAUAUGAUCAUCCAUGAGGAAGCCAUCAAUGACACUUUAACCCCAUUAUUAUUAUUAUUAAUAUUACUGUUAUUUAUUUUUAAAAGUAAUCCUGCUGAAGGAGCCUUGGAAGGACAUAAUCCCACCCAUCAAACCACCUGACUCCACCCACUUGUUAUUGCUUUUUAAUUGGUGUUGUUUAUGUGAAACUGUCAAGAAAAACAAUAGACUUUGCCGGGAUGGCAGCUUUAAGUGGAUUAACAUGAGGAUGAUGAAGAAUUGAGCAAGAGGAGAGCAGGCCGCACUACGUCCUUGUUUUCACUCGGACUCAGAAAGGAGGUGUGAACCAGAUGGACGACAAUCGCAACAAAGAUUCCACUUCCCUUUUUCUGAUGUUUGUUAAUUGUGCACCUCUUUGCUGUUUGGGAUCACCUAGGACCACGUGACCCGUAGAAACAUAUUCAGGGCGUACUCAUACUAGGCCAGUCGUACUGUCCCUGGGCCCGCUCCACACCUGAAGCACGCUCCGUUUGGCUAGUGUGAGGGCAAUGAUUGGUGCCCAGGCAAGGCACACUUCCCCCACCAUUGGAAUAGGUGGGCCAAAGCACGGCAUGAUACCAUGCAUAUGCACGCAUGCAACCUAGCGGAAUGACUGUAAUGUGAUUGCUCCUCAUAGGUUCUCAAUGAUAACCGACAUAAUUCAUCAGAGUAAUAAAAUAGAAAGAUUCCAAAUAAUCAAAAAGUCAAACCCACUCACUUACCAGUGUCUACGUUUUUGUGUGUGACAAAGACGUUUCCUGUGCUUGCUACGCUCGCGAGUAAUUAAUGAUAGCCGCUAAAUUGUAGAAAAUAAAUGAUCAGAACGACUCCAAAUAAAUUUUCUCUGUGAUGUCACUUUGACCUGCUUCCACUUCCUGCUCGCUUGUGCGAUCCGCGUGUGAAAUUAUUAAACAUGAGUGAUUACCGUAUUGACCCGAAUAUUCAGGAUCGAGAGCUUUAUACAUGCAAACCAACACAUUUUGUCUUACAUAUUUGUCAUUUCUGCAUAGUUUUUGAUGUCAUUUCAACACUGUGUGAGCGGGAGUGAACUGGACCGCACCAGAAUUCACUUGCCAGCGGACCCAUCUCUCAAACAGUCUUGGUCGGCUUGUUAGAUUGCGUUCUCACUUGCAACCAAAUGAACUGUACUAGCAGAGCAAAUGCACCCGAGCUCGUUUUUAACGCCACCAAACAUAACGAGUGUGAACGCACCCUUGGCAAAAAGCAAGAGGAGUGAUGAUACAAAUUUUAAGAUAAUGCUGAUCAAUGAAGCACCAAAGUCGAGCAGCUCAUCAAAUAUGAUGAAUUAAACAUGAUAUUGAAAACAUUUAAAAAAAAUAUUUUUCUAGUCUUGAAAAAGAGGGGUUGUCUUAUAUUGAGUGUGGUCUUAUAUUGUGGUCAAUACAGUAUAUGUAUGAUUGUGUUGCUGGUCAUAGAUGUGCGUACAUACAUGUGUAUGUGUAUCCCAAAGUGUGCUGUUGAUUUAGACUCCCGUGAGAGUGAAAGCCAGAGACAAAGUCACACAUCACAUGAAAUAGACCAGAAGGGAUGGCAUAGGGCUUGUCUGUGUCAGUUAUGUGCAAACCAAUCCCCGUUGUGCAAAAGUGUCGUUUAUAAGCUGAAGUCCAAGGUGAUCGAUUACUGUGGGGAGGAAACAACAAUGUACCUACAAUGUGUGUACUUGAAAUGACCAAUGUAUUCUACAGUACAUGUUUUGUUUUUGUUGAUUCAUGCUCAGAGGAUGCCUAACUAUGUGUGGGAAUUAGGAGGGGUCAAAGGUGAAGAUGACCCUCAUCUAGCACAAAUGAAGAUACCCAUGGUGUUGUAUUGUUUUUUCUUCACGGCAGUAAAUUACAUUUGUGGCGCCCCCUAAUGGUUGUGGUGAAAACGCUUUGGAAGUCCCAUGUGGAACAGAAAUCAUCAAAGUUUUACAAUCGUCAGAUAAAUGCACAUAGACUUAUGGACAAUUAGCUGCUAAGUAAGUACGGAGCCCCGGAGGGGACGUGGAGGAAAAAAAAAUAUGAUGGGUAAAAAAUAACUUUUGCAUUCCCUCGCAAAAGUUUUGCGUUAUCUCGCAAAAGUUAUGUAAAAAUUUUGUAAAAGUCCAUUUUCACAAACUUGUUGCUUUGUAUAUGUUUUUGUAGUUCUUAACAUAAUCAAGGUGUUUUAUUUACUUUGUUAAUCUGUCAUAUUUAUGUUAAUCUAUCAUACAUAUGUUUUUUUUCCUACAUCUCUUACAACAGAAUUUGCAAAGAACAUGCAAAAUAGCCAACGACAUCAUCUAUAGCCUUCCAGGACAGCCAAUAGAUACUUGUCUUACUGAGGAGUUGCCAACAUUGACGCCAACCGCCAUGAGGCAGAAGAAGAAGACAUUUGUAGACGGUCCCUGCGCUCCAAGAGAUCAAUAUAAGUCAGACUGCACAGAUAAAAACUGGGUUAUAGCUGUUUGUCUGUGUUGCCACGGUUGGAAAGAGAUAUGGUUUGCUGUGUUAGAACCAUUCACUUGGGAGUUAUUGAUCCCGGAAGUUUGAAUAUGUGAAUGUUUCCAGCUUUACCACGGUCUAUUGGGAAUGCAAAAGUUUGUUCUUUUUUUUUUAAACAUUUUUUUUAACUCAUAUUUUUUUU